UUCACAAGACACCGCCACUUAAACCAUCCCCAGAUGCUGAAGUAACCUGAGCUUCUCCUUGUCUAGCUAUCAGACUUUCAGGAUGGAUUGCAUCAUCUCUUAGUAAGUGCCAAGCCUUGGGAUGAAGAGGACCUGCCAUUGCCCCAGGGAAUGCCUGGGCCACAAGCAGGCGUACAGGCAUGGCUGGCUGGAGAUGGGGGCUGGAAAUGGAGCACAAAGGGGUGAGAGCCUGGUUGGGGCACACGGCUGCCAUCCGGGGUAUCUGGUAGUUGGACACCUACCGCCCCCACCCCCAGGAUGCUGCCACCCGAGGCCAAGGCUACAGAGCAGGCCUUUGUUUUCAGGGGUCAGCGUGGAGUAGAUGAAGUACUUCCACGGAGCCCUGGGGUAAACCGAGCCAGCCUCUGGACGGGGAUGUCCUGGGACCCCAACAUUGGAGCCUCCUAUGUAAAACGUCUAUUGCUUACCAUACUGCCUCCCCAACCCCACUUUGGGGGAACCUAAAGUGAUUCUGCUGUGUAGCUGCAUCACCAAAGAAUUAAGCCGGUCCAAGGGAGGGGCUCCUUGGACUGGGGGCCAGAUGACCAGCUUCAUCUGGUCCUGGGGAGUUCUGGGGAAGAUGCCUCCUCUGAUGGGCACAAAGGGGCAGGGUGGUGGUUUCUGGGGCUCUCACCCACUCUACUGUUUCCAUGUCACUUAUUCUGCUUGGGGGAAGGGUGCCCCGAGAGCCUGGCGUCCUGGUGUCUGAGACACCAUUGCCUGGGCCACCGCAGCCUAGGGCGUCUGUGGUGCUGUCAGCCUUGUCGGCAGAGACCAUCCGCCAGUGCCCAGUCUUGCCAGGAAGAAGGCAGGGUCCCUUUAAGCCUUGCCUCAUUCGUCAGUUUGUUGCUAUGUAUGAGACCAACUUCCUUAGCAACCAGUUAGCCUCUUAAAGGGGCCUUGGAGUAGCAGUUGCCACUAGCCAUGGCUCCCAAAAAGAAGGCAAGUAAGGGGGCCAAGGAACCCAAGGUCAAGAAGAAAGGCGGCAAGGAUUCCAGCAUGGUCAUGGAAAUGCCUUUAACCGAGGAGACCCGGGAGUUCUACCACAUCCAGAUCCGAGACCUGGAGGACAGGCUGGCCCGGUACCAGCGGAAGUGGGAUGAGCUGGCCAUCCAAGAGAAGCUGUUGCGCCAGGAGUUUGAGCAGUUGGCCACCAACAAAAAGGAGAUCGUGGCCUUUCUCAAGCGCGCACUCAACCAGCGGGUGGAUGAGAUCACCGACCUCAACAAGCAGCUCCAGAGCAUACAGCUGGCCAGGGAGUUGGAGAAGGACGCCUUCGAGGCACAGCUAGCCCAGGUGCGCCACGAGUUCCAGGAGACCAAGGACCAGCUCACCACAGAGAACAUCAUCCUUGGUGGGAAGCUGGCAGCCCUGGAGGAGUUCCGGCUGCAGAAAGAGGAGCUCACGGAGAAACUCACACGGCUGGAGGACCAGCUGCAGAAGCAGGGGAGUGAAUACAAGGACUACGUGUACAACCUGGAGAAGAAAUCAGUGCUGGAUAAGGACAGACUGAGGAAGGAGAUCAUCCAGCGUGUGAACCUGGUGGCCACUGAGUUCCGCAAAGUGGCCACUGACCAGAUGUGGGACACAACAAAGCGGGUCAUCCAGGAGAACAACACCAUGACCUUGCAGCUGUCCAAGGUCUCCCGGCACGGCAUGCAGCUUCUGCAGGAGAACGAACAGCUCAGGGGCGCCCAGGACAAACUGUGCAAAGAGCUGGAGGUGCUGGAGAGCACCAAGAAAAUCAUGGCCAGCCGCAGCAGAGGCCACCACAAGAUCAUCCUCAUGCUGAGGGAGAAAUGCCAGGAGCAACAGAAGGACAGAGUGGAGGCGGAGCGGCUGCGCCUCCUGCUGAGCCCACUGGAGCAGAGCCUGAAGCAGCUGCAGAACGACAAGGAAGCACUGAGGAGCCAGAGAGAAGAGCUGAACUUGCAGCUGCAGCAGCAGCAGGCCGAGGCGCAGCAGCUACAGCAGGAGCUGACCAAAGAGCAGAAGGUUCGGGCAAGCCUGGAGACGGCCCUGGCCCAGGCCACCUCCUUCCUACAGGACAUUCUGCAGAUGCAACCAGAGCCAGAAGAUGGUGAUUCUGAUGCAGAGUUCCAGCUGCAACACAAGGAGAUGCUGCAGCAACUGCUGGCCGUGCUCAGCUCAGCCAUGGUCCUAAGCCCCCAGAUGGCUGCGUGUCCCCGCCGGGAGAGCCAACCUCAUGGCCCACCCAAGGAGAGCACCCAGCCACCCAAGAUGGCGUGUCUGCUGCAGCCACUGUCCAGCAUCACACCCUACCAGCUGGGGGACCUGGGCCUGGUGCCUCGACGGGCCCGCAUCCCACCCAACCCUGAGGACCUCAGGCUGCUCUCUCAUAACACCCGUGUGGGAAUCUUCCACACACACAGCAGCUCUGAGAUCCACACCUCUGGUUCUCCAAAGAGGUUCAAAAAGUUUAGUCUUCCUGACGUUUCCUUACUUUCCAAGUAAGACACAGAGAGAAGACCAACCCCUUCCCAGAAACGGACUAAUCCAGCUACAGUCCCCCC
Rhinolophus ferrumequinum (greater horseshoe bat) is the source of this 2573-nucleotide messenger RNA. It is a transcript of the gene CFAP157, whose product is annotated as cilia and flagella associated protein 157. The transcript is spliced from 9 exons. Gene Ontology annotation, biological process: sperm axoneme assembly. NCBI's taxonomy places the organism in Eukaryota, Metazoa, Chordata, Mammalia, Chiroptera, Rhinolophidae. Gene Ontology annotation, molecular function: microtubule binding. Gene Ontology annotation, cellular component: ciliary basal body; cilium. The record is from RefSeq and is a predicted model, not a curated record. The coding region runs from base 964 to 2514 and encodes 516 amino acids.